AUGGGGAUUGACAGUAACCUUGAUGCAGCUGUGAUUGUUGGUACAAAUGCAUUACGCGAAGCAAUCAAUACGAAGAAGGCAGAGACAGCUUGUGGUGGAUGUUCACUUGUCACAUGUUACGCUUUGGAUAAAUGUUCUCACAAGACUUUGGACAUCAAUGAGCGUCAUCAACUUCUUCGGCUCAAUGUUGUUGCCCUCCGUUCAACUCGGUCAUUGCCUGGUUACUUAUCUCUUUAUGUUGGUAUGCCUGUCAUCUUGCGGCAACGAAAUUUGUCAACUGAUCUGGGUAUUACCAAUGGGUCUCAAGGUUCUGUGCACGCAAUUUACACUGCAUACUGCCCCGUCGAUCUGAUGUAUGCUACCUGUGUAAUUGUUCACUUUCCUUCUUGGACAUUCACGACUUUGUUCAAGAACUCGAAUGGAAAGGAAGAAAAGCUGCAAGUGACACACCAUCAACUGCCUAUUCAACCUGCAUUCGCUGUAACCGGGCAUUCAGCACAGGGCAAAACUCUUCCUAAAGUCCUGGUAAAUUUACAUGAGGGCGGAUUUGCCGCAUACGUGGCCGCAUCGCGUGCACAGACUCGUGAGGGGUUGUGUAUA
Messenger RNA from Suillus fuscotomentosus, 600 nucleotides. RefSeq lists its product as uncharacterized. NCBI's taxonomy places the organism in Eukaryota, Fungi, Basidiomycota, Agaricomycetes, Boletales, Suillaceae. The annotation marks the transcript as partial. The transcript is spliced from 2 exons. The record is from RefSeq and is a predicted model, not a curated record.